AUGGCAUUUUCGCGCUUCUCUGUUAUGCAUCGACCUCUCUCCAUGGCGAACUUCCAUAGCUCUGAGAACUCACAUUCGAAACUCAUGAUUGUUCUGGCUUCAAUAACGGUCAUGGCCAGUCUGUUCAUCCCGCUUGUCACAUCGACAGAGUCUUUAAGCAUCACCGCCUUCGAUUUCCCAAGUUUCAAUCCGAACGACCACAGCAUAUCAUAUGAAGGUGAUGCAUAUGCUUCUGAUACUAGCGUCCAGCUCACUGUCAACCAGCGAGACAAGGCCCUUAAUGGAAGCGCGGGGCGAGCAACCUACGAGAAGCCAAUGCAUCUCUGGGACAAAUCCACUGGGAAUGUAGCAGAUUUCACUACUCAGUUCUCGUUUGCAAUUAGCUCACUGGGCGGUAACGUUCAUGCCGAUGGAAUAUCUUUCUUUCUGGCUCCCAAUGGAUCCCAAAUCCCACCCCUUUCGUCUGGUGGCUACUUGGCUCUGGUAAGUUCACAAAGUAACGAUUCAGACUCCAGCUAUGAUUCUUUUGUUGCUGUGGAAUUUGAUACUUAUGUUAAUCCGUGGGAUCCGCCGUAUGAGCAUAUUGGUAUUGAUAUCAAUUCUGUGAAUUCUGUCACAACUGAUCCCUGGAAUUGGAAUAGAAUUGGAAGCGGAGGACGAGUUCAUGCUACCAUUGCUUAUGACUCUAGCGUGCAGAAUUUGAGUGUUCUGUUGAUUGAUGAUGAAAGUGAUGGGAGUUUGAGCAUAAACCAGUCUAGCGUUUCUUGGAUCAUUAACUUCACCGAGCAUUUGCCGGAAUGGGUGACUAUUGGCUUCACUGCUACAACAGGGUCUGCUUUCGAGUUACAUACUCUUUACUCAUGGAACUUUAGUUCUAGUUUACAAAUCGAAUCGAUUGAAACGUUCAAUCAGUCUAUCGUGCCGACAGUCAAUUCAUCUUCUGUAAAAAGGAGCAAAUCAUGGAUGUGGGGGGCUGUCGGUGGAUCAUUAAGUGUCUCUGUGGCGAUUACUCUCACUAUCGGCAUUACCUGCUUUAGACGUCGGUCGAAGAAAGCUACAAAUCACACGAGGAAAACAAAAGACACCCGCGAUGACAAUGAUGACACGCCAAUGGAAGAACCUGAAGAGACUGCCUGUUCUCCCAGUGAAGGCGACCGUGCUGACACAUCUCGGACCUCCCUCGGACAAGUCGAAUCACUUACGUUGCGUGACAACUAG
Eucalyptus grandis is the source of this 1218-nucleotide messenger RNA. Its product is annotated as lectin 7. The transcript has a single exon. Gene Ontology annotation, molecular function: carbohydrate binding. The record is from RefSeq and is a predicted model, not a curated record. Bases 1 to 1218 code for a protein of 405 amino acids. Lineage: Eukaryota; Viridiplantae; Streptophyta; Magnoliopsida; Myrtales; Myrtaceae.